Molecule: messenger RNA, 4643 nt
Organism: Oncorhynchus kisutch (coho salmon)
Lineage: Eukaryota; Metazoa; Chordata; Actinopteri; Salmoniformes; Salmonidae
Product: mothers against decapentaplegic homolog 4-like
Exons: 11
Coding region: 445-2190 (581 amino acids)
Biological process (GO): anatomical structure morphogenesis; cell differentiation; BMP signaling pathway
Cellular component (GO): heteromeric SMAD protein complex
Molecular function (GO): I-SMAD binding; RNA polymerase II cis-regulatory region sequence-specific DNA binding; DNA-binding transcription factor activity, RNA polymerase II-specific
Source: RefSeq, a predicted model, not a curated record
ACGAGAGGGGAGGGAGAAUGGGCGGGGUAAUCUCACCGGCGCCACUUUAAAAAAAAAAAAUCAGCCGCACAGACCUGUCAAUCAACAAGCAACCCAGACAGACAUCAGCCCCCGGUGGCUGGCUGUUAGCUGUAAGAGAGCAGCGUCAUAGUUGGCGGAGAGCCCCACCGUCUGGAAUGAAACGGGCGCAGCGAUUGGCUCGAAAUUUUGCCCGAGACAACUCACGGGUACGAUGUUCUCUCUCUCCCCCUUUUGUUAUUGCAAGCAAACUAGAGAAGAGUCGAGGGAGCAGCAGGAUGAACGAAGGGAGCGAGAGAGGGUGAUAGACUGACAACAGUCGAGACAGACAGCUCCACAGAGAGAGGGGUAAAGGGGGAAAUACAUUUGGAAUACUGCUUCAGAGCUCCCUCUACAUAUUUGUCCAGUUCUCCUGUUGAUUUGGAGAUGUCAGUGAACCCCCCCAACAGCAACGAUGCCUGCCUGAGCAUCGUGCACAGCCUCAUGUGCCACCGACAGGGCGGCGAGAACGAGGGCUUUGCCAAGCGUGCCAUAGAGAGCCUGGUAAAGAAGCUGAAGGAGAAGAAGGAUGAGCUGGACUCGCUCAUCACCGCCAUCACCACCAACGGAGUUCACCCCAGCAAGUGUGUCACCAUCCAGAGGACGCUUGAUGGACGCCUGCAGGUAGCUGGGAGGAAAGGGUUCCCCCAUGUGAUCUACGCUAGGCUCUGGCGCUGGCCAGACCUCCACAAGAAUGAACUGAAGCACGUCAAGUUCUGCCAGUUCGCCUUUGACCUCAAGUAUGACAACGUGUGUGUCAACCCCUACCACUACGAGAGAGUGGUAUCGCCAGGCAUUGUUGGUCUCAGCAUUCAAAAUGCAGGUGAGGAGGAAAACACUAUUUUCAGCAUCAUCAAACAUCAUCAAAAUGGUCCUCCAGGUCGGCUGAUCAAAGAGGAGUACAUCCAUGACUGUUAUGAGAUGGACCUCCCCUCCAGGAUGCCCCCCCAGCCCGAGCACUACAACCAGCCCCUCCCCCCUCUGCAAAUGCCCCCAGAGCCACCCCGCGCCCCAUCCUCCGUCAACCUCUACCCCAGCAUGCCCCUCUCUCCGCCAGUGAGCAGCUCCAUGAUGGGGCCCAUGUCUGGGGGCCAUGGCGAGGGCCUGCUCCAGAUCGCCUCUCCCCAAAUCCAGGGCAUUCCCCAGACGCCACCCCCAACCACCCCCACACACGGACCACCCCCCCAGCCCCCUACCCCUCACAGCCAGAGUGACUACAGCAGCAGCUCCAAACACACACAGACACAGAGCUCCUAUCACACAACCUGGACAGGCACCAGCACGGCCUCCUAUACCCCUGUAGGACCCCAGCAAAAUGGGCGUGGCCACCAGCAACCACCACUGCACCACCCCAACCACUUCUGGUCUCAGCAACAUCACAGCGCACCCGCCUUUCCUCAGCCAGUCUCCAACCAUCCAGGUCCAGAGUUCUGGUGCUCCAUCUCCUACUUUGAGAUGGACAUCCAGGUUGGGGAGAUGUUCAAGGUCCUGGCUAACUGCCCCGUGGUGACAGUGGACGGAUACGUGGACCCCUCGGGGGGCGACCGCUUCUGUCUGGGCCAGCUCAGCAACGUGCACCGCACCGACGCCAGCGAAAGAGCCAGGUUGCACAUUGGGAAGGGGGUGCAGUUGGAGUGUCGUGGUGAGGGGGAUGUGUGGAUGCGUUGCCUUAGUGACCAUGCAGUGUUCGUACAGAGCUACUACCUGGACCGGGAGGCAGGGCGAGCCCCGGGAGACGCAGUUCACAAGAUCUACCCUGGGGCCUACAUGAAGGUGUUUGACCUGCGUCAGUGCCACAGGCAGAUGCAGCAGCAGGCAGCCACGGCCCAGGCUGCAGCAGCAGCACAGGCUGCAGCGGUGGCAGGCAACAUCCCAGGGCCUGGCAGUGUGGGGGGAAUCGCCCCGGCAGUCAGUCUGUCGGCGGCAGCCGGGAUAGGUGUGGACGACCUGCGGCGGCUGUGUAUCCUGAGGCUCAGCUUUGUGAAGGGCUGGGGGCCCGACUACCCUCGGCAGAGCAUCAAGCACACCCCCUGCUGGGUGGAGGUCCACCUGCACCGUGCCCUGCAGCUGCUGGAUGAGGUGCUGCACACUAUGCCUCUGGCUGACCUAGGAGGACAUGGACAUGUCAACUAAGCAGUGUGUGUAUGUGAGAGAGAGGUGGCGGUGUCUCAGUUGCUUGGUUUGGAUGAUAACCUUCAUGAACACUACAGUACGUUUUGGAUUGGAUACCUUUUUCCUCAGCACCUGAAACAAAGACUGUAGACUCUGAUAGAAACUUGUAUCGAACUUCUAUCGAAAAGGUAUUUUAAUGCUUUUAUAUAUUUUCCUGUUUGAAUCGCCUGAUUUUCCUGAAGCAGUUUAGACUGCAAAAUGUACUUGCUCAUCAGCCAAUCUUUUCACAGAGACUGGAACUUGCACUAAAGGCAUCAAUGCUUUUUAGUAGUGGAAACUAGCCUCGCACCGCCAAUGACCUGGUAACCUGCCUGGAUAAAACACUUUGGGAAUUGUUCAGAAAGUCAGAAUGAUAGCACAUGUGCUGCAGUGGAUUCUCACUUAAGCAGUGUUGGAAUGAUGCCUUGAUUACAGGGCAGCAGACUCAGACAGGUAUAUUGCAUCUGGAGAAUGCUGCUGUCCUUUAACUGCCUUCAGUAGGGUCUGUUUGUUCUUCAGGGAGAAAUUGAAACAAUAGUCACCACAAUCUCCAUCAACCUUUUCUCUUAUCAGUAUUUUUCAUUAACCUGCAUCAUUUGACUCAGUUAUAUUUAUACUGAACAAAAAUAAAACUCAACAUGUAAAGUGUUGGUCCCGUGUUUCAUGAAAUCCCAGAAAUUUUCCAUACUCACAAAAAGCUUAUUUUUCUAAAAUUUUGUGCACAAAUUUGUUUACAUUAAUGUUGGUGGGCAUUUGCAAAGAUAAUCCAUCCACCUAAGAAGUGUGGCAUAUCAAGAAGCUGAUUGGACAGCAUGAUCAUUACACAGGUGCACCUUGUGCUGAGGACAAUGAAAGGACACUCUAAAAUGUGCAGUUGUCACACAACACAAUGCCACAGAUGUCUCAAGUUUCGAGGGAGUGUGCAAUUGUCAUGAUAACUGCAGGAAUGUCCACCAGAGCUGUUGCCAGAGAAUUCAAUUCUCUGCCAUAAGCAACCUCCAAUGUUGUUUUUGAGAAUUUGGCAGUACGUCCAACCAGCCUCACAAGCACAGUUCGCAUGUAACCACGCCAGCACAGGACGUCCACAUCCGGCUUCUUCACCUGCAGGAUAUUCUGGGAGUGGGGUAUUUCUGUCUGUAAUAAAGUCCUUUUUUUGUGGAAAAAAAACAAUUCUGAUUGUCUGGGUCUGGCUUCCCAUUGGUUGAGCCUGGCUCCGAAGUGGGUGGGCCUAUGUGCUCCCAUGGCUGCUCCCCUGCCCAGUAGAUUAGAUCCAUAGAUUAGGGCCUAAUGAAUUUAUUUCAAUUGACUGAUUUCCUUAUAUGAACUGUGGCUCAGAAAAAUAUUUGAAAUUGUUGCAUGUUGCCUUUAUAUUUGUGUUCAGUAUAGCUACCAAAAACAAGAAAUGGAAUAUCAAGAAUCUCAUUGAUUAUAUUUAUUGAUGGAAGGUUUUACACAGUAUUUGUAACGUUUUAUUCAGUCAGACCAAAGUUGUCAGAAAGUGAAAGAUUUUUCACCACUAUUUUAUGGCCAUAAAACCUUUGCUGAAUGUGCCUAUCUUCAUUUUGUGUCCUGCCUUUGUUCAACCAAAGCAUGGAUUUGUGUUGAUGUAUGCCAAGAUAUGCCUUUAACUAAAGUACUUCUAGGCCUAAUUAAAGAAUUGGUGCCUUAAUUUUGAAGUACUGACAAAGAUUACAAACCCCACAGAAAAAAACGGCCUUCAUUUGUUGGUUUUCUCAGUACAUUCCUGCUGCAAUGCGCCUCUUGUCAGCCAAAGUGAUGUAUCUACUGCAACUUACGAUUGUGUUUUAGUAAAGUGAGAAAACAAAUAGCCUCAUGCUGUACAUGUUGUGUAGUAUGACUUCAUUGGCUGUAUUACAUUUGUCCAGUAGGACACCUAGUGAACUUUAUGGGUACUACGUGUAUUUGCAGUCCAUCCAUGUUGAUGUAGGGCCUGUGACUGGUUUACUUCACCAAAUGAUAUGUUCAGAAUAUAGCGGUUUAUAAAACAAAUGUAUUGUUUUAUAUGUUUAUUUAUGUCUAAUUUGGGACACUUAUAAAACACACAUGAGGGUCUCUGCUUCUCUUCAAGCUCCUAAUGGUAAUCAUGUGAGGGUUAAAGAUGAGAACAUAUCUAUAAUAUUAAAUUAUUUGUCAUGUAUUCUACUUGUAAAUCAUAAUAUUAGUAGCAGUCAUUGUUUUUUACAGUGUACUUUCAGCUGUCUGUAGUCAGCUUGUUUCGGUAUCUAGUAGAUAUCAUUAUGAUUUAUUAUUGAGUUAGAAUUGACCAAAAUAUACUAUUUUUUCAUUAGUCUUGAACAUAGCUUUAUAAUGGUUGUUUUAGUGGGAGGAGUAUGUAAAAUGAUGUGCUUUGCAAAUGCUGUAUGUAUGUUAUAAUUAUUCCAAAGUUUGCCAAGAAUUAAACCGUUUUUAUCAAA